Cryptococcus amylolentus CBS 6039 is the source of this 294-nucleotide messenger RNA. RefSeq lists its product as hypothetical. The transcript is spliced from 3 exons. NCBI's taxonomy places the organism in Eukaryota, Fungi, Basidiomycota, Tremellomycetes, Tremellales, Cryptococcaceae. Bases 1 to 294 code for a protein of 97 amino acids. The record is from RefSeq and is a predicted model, not a curated record.
AUGUCGCUCGUCCCAACCGGUGCCCCUCGUGAUGCCGCUAUCACCAUCGGCCCCUUCAAGCCGGCACGACCCGGUUACGGCCCAGUACUCUCCUACCUCCAAGCAGCCCAGCUCACAACACCACUCAAGAUUCACCCCCUUCUGCAGCUCCGUACUUGGGACCCCAAACCCUACCCAAAGUAUCUGGCUUGGAAUGCUAUCGAGGUGGGUCUCUUGCUUCUGGUGAAGGGGGCGGAUAAGGCAAGGAGCACGGGAAGGGAGGGGACAAAGGAGGGGCGAAUGUCGGAAGAAUGA